AUGCCUCACGCUUUCCGAAAUCAGCCCUUGAAGGGCUUAUACUUGACCUACCAGUUACUAUCCACCCUUUUCAUCAGAUUCCCUCUCUGGGUCCUGCUUGGUCUUCCAAGGGCCCUUCGUCCAAGGAAAACAUGGGACUUCAAACGCUCCUUAAUGGUCAACGCCAUUCGCCAUCUUAUGUCCAUUUCUAACCAGACUGGACCAUGGACAACUAUUCCCAAUCACUUGGCAAUCACCCAAGGUGUCGGUAUUAACGGCGUCUGGGUUGAAACUGCUGCCCAUCUCAUUACGGGAGACCUCGAGAAAUGGGCAACAGUAGCAGGCGUAUCAUCCGUUCGCCUUCCCGGUUACUGGGUGCACAAGAAAGGAUCUUCAAUCAAGGUUGCUUCGCCUCCCCUAUCAGGAGAGAAGAUCGUGUACGCAUUACACGGUGGAGCGUACAUCGGUUUUUCUGCCCACCCCAAAGACCCCACCGCCAAUAUUGCGCAUGGGAUUUUGGAGCAUGUUGACGCUGUUCAACGCGUUUUCUCCAUUGAGUAUCGUCUCUGUGUGGGAGCUCCUUUCGAAGUCGCGCACCCUUUCCCUACAGCUCUUAUCGACGCACUAACAGGGUACAACUACCUCGUAAACGUCGUAGGCUUCUCUCCCGAUGAUAUCAUCAUUGAAGGGGACUCGGCCGGCGGGAACCUCACCCAAGCCCUCACUCGCUAUCUGACAGAGUACCAAGACUCGGCUGAAGUUAAACUUCCUGCUCCACCCAGCGCCAUUAUCCUUGUCUCUCCUUGGUCUGACGUGGGCGGGUCCCACUUGAAGAUUGUCAACGGAUCGGCAAGGAAAUUCGGAAAAUCAGAUUACCUUGUUACUGGUUCUACCUACGCCACGGAUGCCUUUGUCGGACCACAUGGGCAAGAGUUUGCCGAAACCAGCCCCUACCUUUCCCCUGCGUCUCUUCACCCUUCCCUCCACGUCGACUUCAAAAAGUUCCCCAGGACGUUUAUUGUGGGAGGAGGCGCUGAGGUCCUAAUCGACCAGAUCAGGACACUCAAGGACAGGAUGAUAAAGGAUCUGGGUGAAGGCGACGGUGUGGACGUAUCCGAAGGAAAAGUUCAUUAUCACGAAGUUCCAGAUGGUAUCCAUGAUUAUUUACUCUUCCCGUGGCAUGAGCCAGAAAGAAGUGAUACCCUAAAGAAGAUCAACAAAUGGGUCUCUGCUUGA
This is a messenger RNA of Laccaria bicolor S238N-H82, 1215 nucleotides long. RefSeq lists its product as uncharacterized. The record is from RefSeq and is a predicted model, not a curated record. Lineage: Eukaryota; Fungi; Basidiomycota; Agaricomycetes; Agaricales; Hydnangiaceae. Gene Ontology annotation, molecular function: hydrolase activity. The coding region runs from base 1 to 1215 and encodes 404 amino acids. The transcript has 2 exons.